Symbiodinium necroappetens is the source of this 801-nucleotide messenger RNA. Lineage: Eukaryota; Dinophyceae; Suessiales; Symbiodiniaceae. The record is from the annotation of a GenBank genome assembly.
AUGCUGCAUCUGGACGGCUCGCAGCCGGAACACGGAGCCCGCCUGCCAGCGGAUACUUUCAGCGGUCAAUCCGGCAACUGCAUCAGCGCGGCUGUGAUGCGGCUGGACACACUUGCCCAGGACAGCGAUCGGGAGGCGCAGGUGGAGACUUUGGUGGAAGCCUCGAACAAGUUUGCGAAACGGUGUCGGUGGACUCACAUCGACACGAGGCACAACAUGGAGGAUCAUGGAGGUGUUUCCGCGGCUGGACAUCAAGGGCGCAUUUCUGCGGUCGCUGGCUGGCUGUCGAAAGCUGAGGGCGCGCUGCACAUUAUGCAGAUAAGCUGCGAUACCCGGGCGCAGAGGCCGGAGCUGCAGAACAGCGAGUGGUAUCUCGAGCUGCAGCGUUACGCCGAUUCUUGGUGGACCGCCUUCCUCGGCGAGUCUCGGAUUGCUUGCCGUGCUGCAACAAGCGCCGGCGCAUGUGCAACUGAGCCAGCCAGCUCCGGCCGUCUGUCGCUGUCUCGGGUGUCUCGCGUUUUCUCACUUUCCAAUAUCCGUUUGCAGUUGCAAACAAGCAGAGGGAGCGGGAGGGGGAGAUGGAGAAGGAGAGGGGGAGAGAGAGAGGGAGAGAGGGAGAGGGAGAGAGGGAGAGGGAGAGAGGGAGAGGGAGAGGGAGAGAUUGCGCAGGUGAGGACUGACAUUUCCCAACAGAUUGCCAAGUCGAUAGGAAUCUUUCGGAGAGGCGUACUUACCGAGUCCCCUAAGUCGUCCAGCCCAGAAACUCGCGAAGACGGAGGCUUCAGGUUUAAGCCUUUUUAG